AUGGAGCGGAAGGCGCAGAUCAAGCAGAGGAAGAGGAGCGCGAGAGCCGCGGCAGGCGCGACGCCCGGCAUGCCGAAGCUGCCCAAGGGCUGGCCCAAGGAGGCCUUCGCCGAUGCGGGAUCGUGGUCCGUGCUGCUGUGGGUAGGGCUCUUCGCCAUCUUCGUUGCCUUCGUCUGGUACUCCUUCUCUGGCGCCUUCGAGCCGAGCACCAACGUCGACGUUGAGGAUGACGACGACGGCCUCGGCAUCUUCCCCCAUUCUUCACCCGACCCCACCGCCCUUUUCAAUUAA
Messenger RNA from Acanthamoeba castellanii str. Neff, 291 nucleotides. RefSeq lists its product as uncharacterized. The record is from RefSeq and is a predicted model, not a curated record. The transcript has a single exon. The coding region runs from base 1 to 291 and encodes 96 amino acids. NCBI's taxonomy places the organism in Eukaryota, Discosea, Longamoebia, Acanthamoebidae.